Molecule: messenger RNA, 947 nt
Organism: Lactuca sativa (garden lettuce)
Lineage: Eukaryota; Viridiplantae; Streptophyta; Magnoliopsida; Asterales; Asteraceae
Product: protein RALF-like 34
Biological process (GO): calcium-mediated signaling
Cellular component (GO): plasmodesma
Source: RefSeq, a predicted model, not a curated record
AAUUCGUGCCUUUACAAAAUCAAUUAAACUAUCGCCACCGUCUUCCGCCGUAUCAACCACUAAUCACCGCCCUUAUGAUUGGCUUCACCACUAAAAUAUUCCGCAAUUUAGAGCGAGAGUAUGCGUAUUUCACCAUUAUCGAGACAGUUUUCAGGCUUUAUGUCCAUGGUCGCAGAGGCACUCAUUAAAUUCUCCAGCUGUACGCCGAACUCCCGCCAUGUGACUCUGCGUCCCCACUUCCACUCCCACUCACCAUAAACCUCCAAAUCCCUUACCUUCCUCAUCUCUCCAACUCAAAUUUCCCCUAAAACUACAUCUAUGGCGUCAUCUGUUCUUCUAAACACCCAAAUCGCACUAUGUCUGGUGUUACUCGCGCUUAUACAUUCCUCAGGCGCCGAUGUAUCAAACGCCGUGAAGGAGCACUCGCUACGUCUCAUCACCGACGAGCUUGACUGGCCGACAUCGUCGAUGUACGACGGAAUUGACGAGAUCGAUGGCGUAAACGACGAAGAUGCCUCCACCGUCGCCGGUCGGAGAUCUCUGUUCUGGAAGAGGUUUGGAUACUACAUUUCCUACGGCGCUCUCUCCGCUAACAGAGUCCCAUGUCCGCCGCGAUCCGGCCGAUCAUACUACACUCAUGAAUGUUGGAGAGCCAGAGGUCCUGUUCAUCCUUACACUAGAGGUUGCUCCGCCAUCACUCGUUGCCGCCGGUGAAAUCCGCCGCCUGAAAUUACUAGGUUAGCGUUUGCUAAAGUUGAAUCUACGUCUCUAAUUAUUAUUACGGAGAUGAUUUAAUUAUGUGUCCGUUUUUCCUUUACUAUCAUGUUGAUCGAAUCUGUAUCAACUUAAUUGUGUUUAUGAAACUUGAAUGACUCCAUUGUUGGAUGAAGAACCUUGUAUAAUGUAUUAUGAUUUUGCUCUUGAGAAACUCUAAACUUUUGUGUGCA